Salarias fasciatus (jewelled blenny) is the source of this 3066-nucleotide messenger RNA. RefSeq names its product alcohol dehydrogenase 1-like. Gene Ontology annotation, molecular function: zinc ion binding; S-(hydroxymethyl)glutathione dehydrogenase [NAD(P)+] activity; alcohol dehydrogenase (NAD+) activity. Lineage: Eukaryota; Metazoa; Chordata; Actinopteri; Blenniiformes; Blenniidae. Gene Ontology annotation, cellular component: cytosol. The transcript is spliced from 9 exons. Gene Ontology annotation, biological process: formaldehyde catabolic process. Bases 69 to 1205 code for a protein of 378 amino acids. The record is from RefSeq and is a predicted model, not a curated record.
UCUCUGUGCUGCAGUCAGCCCUCACUUCAGUUCAGUCAAACUUUGGGAAGUUGAUACUUGUAAAUAAAAUGGAUACAGCAGGAAAGGUCAUCAGAUGUAAAGCAGCAGUGGCCUGGGAGCCCAACAAGCCUUUGGUGAUUGAAGAGAUUGAGGUGGCUCCGCCUCAGGCCAAUGAAGUUCGUGUUAAGAUUGUGGCCUCCUCACUGUGCCGUUCGGACCUCUACUUUCUUCUGGAAGGCAAAAACGAUUCGAACUUCCCCAUGGUCCUCGGCCACGAGGCAGCUGGCAUCGUGGAGAGCGUCGGGCCCGGAGUCACUGAAUUUGAACAAGGGGACAAGGUGAUCCCGAUAUUUCUUUCGCAGUGUCGUGAAUGCCGCUUCUGCAAGAAUCCUAAGACCAACCUGUGUGACGACUCUGUACCCAUUGUUCGUUAUGAGGGAAUGCCAGAACCGGUUUCUCGGUUGACCUGCAAAGGGAAGAAGUUGACGCAGUUCACGAGAACCAGCACCUUCUCUGAGUACACUGUGGUGAAGCAGAGCGCUCUGGCCAAGAUCGACCCUGGUGCUCCUCUGGAUAAAGUCUGUCUCCUGGGCUGUGGAAUCAGCACUGGAUAUGGAGCAGCUGUUAAUACCGCCAAGGUGGAACCGGGCUCCACCUGUGCCGUGUUCGGCCUGGGAGCUGUGGGUUUGGCUGCAGUCAUGGGAUGCAAAGCUGCAGGAGCCAAAAGAAUCAUUGCUGUUGACACCAAUCCAGACAAGUUUGGCAAGGCCAAAGUGUUUGGUGCUACUGACUUUGUGAACCCCAAGGAUCAUGAUAAACCAAUCAGCCAGGUGCUGAGUGACAUGACCAACGGAGGCGUGGACUACUCCCUGGAGUGCAUCGGAAAUGUUGGAGUCAUGCGCAGUGCCUUGGAGUCUUGUGUGAGAGGUUGGGGCGUCAGCGUGAUUGUCGGCCUCACAAACGUGCACGACUUCUCUGCCCGACCCAUUCAGCUUCUGUUGGGACGAACAUGGACUGGCUCGGUUUUCGGAGGGUUUAAGAGUAAGGACGGCGUGCAGCAGAUGGUCAAAGCCUACAUGGACAAGAAGAUAAAGGUGGACGAGUUCAUCAGUCACAACUUGACCUUGAAUGAAAUCAACGAUGCCAUUGAACUGUUGAAGCAGGGGAAGAGCAUCCGGACUGUGAUGAGGAUUUCUCCAGAAUGAGCAAAACCUUCUCAAUCUGGACCUUCUGUCAAUACUCCGUUCUAAAUGGGACGACUGAGGCUUUGACAGGAAAUGGGCAACUUCUCAUUGUUACUACAAGACGACCACAUUCCGUUUGACCAGAAUCAUAUUUGGUGAUUAAAUGAAACAGAAUAAUUGUGUGUCACUAAUUUUAAUUUCCUAUUUGAUUUUUUUCCUUGAUAUUAAUACUGUAAUUUGUCAAAGAUUGCAAUUAAUAGGUACAAAGGCCGUAUGUGGCCUGCGGCUCCACAGUUGACCGUGUCUGGCUGAGACUGAUGGUAUUCUUCUAUGUACCACCAAUUUUCUGUCAUUUACUCAUUUGGAAAAAAUGAAACUCACAAUGAUGGCUUACAUGCCUAACAACAGUUAUGCCAAGUUUCACAUCUCAUUAUACUGGAGAAAGAUAGAGAAGAAAGAACAUGUUUCCUUUAUCUGCUUCAAGGGCCUGGAGCCCAUUACAGCCAACAGUUGGUGAAAGGCAGGAUACAGCCAUGAACAGGUCAGUCGUUAAUUAGAAAGUUAACACAGGCCAUCCGUCCUUUCAUUCAUCGUAUACAACCAUUUCAUCCAGACGCGAGCUCCUCCAGUUGGAGCUUAUCACAGCCAAUAAUAAGUGAAAACAGAAGUACAGUACAACAUAGAAAGGUCACAAGUCCAAGGAUGUAAAAGCAUUAGCAGUGGUUAGAUCAAUAAUCCGGUCUCGUCUCUGUAUCUCGUGUUUUCCCUCGCUGUCAUUGGCAAUGAAAAAAACUGUGACAGGCAAAUGAUGGAUGUAGCUUAUAUCGUAUUUUCCCACUGAUUAACAGUCGUAAAGAUGGCUUGCAAUGGUACACUCAUUUAUACACACCCAAAUGCUCAAGGACACUUCAACAUAUGGAGGACUGAACCUGAAAACUUUCACCUGAGAUAUGACCCGCUUUGCCAACUCAGCCAUAGUAUACGAGUGUGCAUUUGUAUUAUUCAUACCAUGGAUUUUGCAGUUUGUGUGUCCAGAUAUUUGCUUUGAUUUUAAGAGAUCUCUGCUGGUAACAACAUCAUGAUGUCCUGAGUGCAUUUAGUCAAGUGUAUAGCAUGUUCUCACCUAACAUGAUGUAGUCUACUAUUUAAAUCUUUUGGUCUAAAAAUGUCUGCGACUGGACUAAAAUAAGAAUAUUUGUUAGUUUUUUCUAUUUUUUUCAUCGACUAUUCAGUCUCAGUGACUUGAUAAAAAGAAAACAAAGUGUGUGGAGAGUAUGGCAAAAUAACCUUCAACGAAAAAAAGACACACAAAAGGGACUCUAUUUUCCUUUAGCGCACACACACACACACACACACACCCCAUUGUCGAUAUAGUCGUCAGUUUUUUUUUUUUUUUGUAAUCCAAAAGAGCACACUUUCCACUUUCCAUGACUGAACAGUACAAAGUGUACAUUCACCACACCCUCAUCUGGCUCACAUGCAGUGACUUGUCUCCAGACACCAGACGCCAUUCUAUAUGUACAUGCAACGCUUUAUUACACAGAACAGGCCACCAGACAUGAUAGAACAUGAUUAUAAUCAAGAUUAACGUUUUUACUCACGUCACUGUGAUGACUCACAUUCUAAAAGAUACUAACUGCUCAACAUUUGCUGAAUGUACUGUACUUAUAUCUAAAAAAAUGACGAUUUGAAUACAGUCAUCGUUAAUAAUUACUGCUCUUUAUUGCAGCUCGUCUCUUUCAUCACUACUUUGAAUUGGAGUCUGAAUACUAGUAGAUCAAAAAAUAGCAUAUGAUGACAAUUAAGAGUUACGAUGUUGUGUACACGGCAGUAUUUCAACUGCUUUACUUCUCUGGUUCCUGAAUAAAGUUUUAUAAUUGAA